Messenger RNA from Acyrthosiphon pisum (pea aphid), 1024 nucleotides. RefSeq lists its product as uncharacterized. Lineage: Eukaryota; Metazoa; Arthropoda; Insecta; Hemiptera; Aphididae. The record is from RefSeq and is a predicted model, not a curated record. Bases 24 to 965 code for a protein of 313 amino acids. The transcript has 2 exons.
UUGAAAACUAUGUCUUUUUUUGAAUGUCCAAGCGAAGUCAUGAAUCAAAAGGAACAUCAAUCAUCAAGCAGUGGCUCGAAGUGAAAAAGCGAAAGACAGUCAGUUCCAGUAAAGAAACAAAAAAUGUCGAAAACACCGUCGUCACCAACGCACGAAAUAAUUUCCGAGGAAAUAGUCCAGGACGAGGUAACGAUAAUGAAACAGAAAUUAAUGAAAGUCAAAUUAGUGGAUUUGAAAAUGUGGGUAAUGGAGAAUAUGGACCAGAACCUGAACGAGGAGGAAGCCCUUUUGGAUUUCUGCGAGAUUUUAUUUCCGGCGCAGGACAAUCAGUACUCUCUCCUAGUCACGCUGUUGAUUAUUUCAAUUUUGUGCCCGUUGAAAGUUAUGGAGAUUGUGAUGAACCCCAAGCUGUGGAUGGAGAAGAAAAUUCAACAGAUAUGGGAAACGAAUAUGAUUAUGGCACCAACGACUAUGACGACACUGUAUCUACAUAUGAGGAAGUCUAUGAUGACGUCAUUGAAAGGCUUGGACGUUCAAUGGCUUCAAAAUUUGUCUCUGGAAUCCACAGAUAUGUCUCUCGUGUUAUUGUGCCGAGUGGAAUUGAUGGAGUUGAAAAAUGUUUGCGAGAGUUGGAACAACUUAUUGAUAAAUACCCACCAAGACACUUCUAUAUUAUCGCCGGCCACGGAGACCACGUCCACAUAUCACACAUUUGUGGGUACAGCGGACAAACUUGUCGGUGCCCCUUCAUCCUUCGAGGCUCAUUUUGGAGCAAAGACGGAAGACGUGGACUUCGUCGGGUUACUCGAGCAAUCGACAUGCAGCCAGGAGAUUACGCAAACAUAUUGCGAUACCUAUCUACGGGCGGCCGACGCGUCCAUAUCGUUGGAGGGUUCAGAGAAGAUGUCCGAUUAUUUGAUAGAUAUCAAUAUUUAUCAGUUAGUAUUGUGGAAUUAUAUUAUUAAACUACGUAAUAAUUUUAUAAAUAGAAAAAAAAUAUUAUAUAAUAAAAUUGUGGUUUUAA